UAAUUCCGUCGUCGAAUGCAACUCAUUCGCGAUUCAUCCACCAUCCGGCAAAUUACAAAAACAAGAGUCAGGCUUGCCAAGCUGUAACGAUAUCUCACGCCUUUUUUAUUCCCCUUUUAAAUCCGAUGUGAUGGAAAACCCCCGGAUAGUAAUCAUCCAAAAUUAACAACUCUACUCUAUUUGCGCGCCGCUGUCUAUCUUACACCUUGUUUUAAUUCACUCCUUCAGCUGCCACGAGUAUGGCUACUCACCCUGAAUUGAAAUUAUGGUACGACAAGCCAGCACUGCAAUGGGAGGAAGCUUUGCCGGUUGGAAAUGGGCGACUCGGCGCGAUGAUAUUUGGCGAUACCAACGUUGAUACUAUGAUAUUGAACGAGGAUUCCGUAUGGUACGGCGGCCAGAUUGAUAGAUGCUCCAAAGAUGGUCACAAACAUCUAGCAAAGCUACGAGAACUUAUUCGAAAUGGGCAUCAGGUCGAAGCUGAGAAAUUGGCUGAACUCGCCUUCUUCUCCAGCCCCUUGGGGCAGCGACACUACGAGCCAUUGGCCAACUGCACAAUAGAAUUCGGGCACGACCUUGAAAAAGUUACCAACUAUCGUCGGGAAUUGGACCUAUCCAACGCUUCUGUUGACGUUCACUACGACUUGGACAAUGCAACAUACACCAGAUCCACCUUUGCUAGUUUUCCGGAUGAGGUGUUAGCCACUAAACUGACCAGUUCCGUUCCUGGAAAGCUGUCCUUUACGGCCUCUCUGGAUCGAAUGAAUGGCGAUCCCAUGGAUUACAAUUCAUAUCACGACGGUGUUACUGCCAUUUCAAGCGAGAAUAGUUUGAUUCUGCAUUUGACCCCUGGUGGUGUAGGAAGCAAUCGUGCAGCAACCGCUAUCAAGGUCAUUGUUGAUGAAAGCGCAAUUGUUGAAUUUAUCAACAAUCAUAUAGUGGUGACAAACGCUCAAACGGCUUGGAUACUAUGUGCAGCUCACUCGACGUUUAGAAAGCAAGACCCGGCUCAGGCAUGCCUUGAUACAUUUGAAGCCUGUAUGAAAGUUGGCGUGGAUAAUCUUUGGAAACGUCACAAUGAAGACUAUACUUCAAAUUUCAACACAUUGUCCCUAUCAUUGGGCAAAUCAAACGAGCAAUCUCGCUUGUCGACUGAUAAGCGGCUUGCUGCUUUCUCUGAACCAACUCAUGAUCGUCACAGUCUGGAUGAUUCUGGCCUAAUUGCUCUGUAUUAUCAAUACGGUCGGUACCUGCUCCUGUCUAGCAGUAGAAACGGACCCAAUAGACCGCUUCCAGCUAAUCUUCAAGGCAUAUGGGGAACAUUAAUGCAACCUGCUUGGGGCGCCAGAUUCACAACCAACAUCAAUCUUCAAAUGAACUAUUGGCUAGUCAACUCAGGCAACAUCUCAUCGUGCGAAGUCCCGCUUUUCGACAUUAUGGAAAGGUUAGCGGAUAGAGGCAAGGAAGUGGCCCAAUCUCUCUAUGGCUGUCGUGGUUGGUGUGUUCACUCCAACACUGAUAUCUGGGCUGACUGUGCACCUGUGGAUAAAUGGAUGCCCGCGACUUUAUGGACAUUAGGUGGGCCAUGGCUUUGCCUCCACAUUUGGGAGCAUUAUCUCUUCAAUGGCGACCGCAGCGUAUUGGAAAGAAUGUAUGAAGUAUACAAGGAAUCUGUGCAAUUUUAUUUGGACUUUCUGGUGGAGAGUGGAGAUGGACAGUAUGCAGUUACGAGCCCGUCUUUGUCACCUGAGAACACCUUUAUAUUGAAGAACGGUACGCAAGGACGCCUGUGUGAAGGCUCGACUAUUGACAUUCAAAUUCUGCGUGCCUUUUUCACCGCCUUUUUGGAAAUAUCGACCAUCCUUGACAAAUCUAAUCUAGUUUCGGAAACACAAACGACACUUAGUAAGCUUCCGCCCAUGCAAAUAGGAUCGCAAGGUCAGCUGUUGGAGUGGCAAGAGGAGUAUGAAGAGGCUGAGCCUGGUCAUCGCCAUACCUCUCACCUCUGGGGCCUGUAUCCUGGUAAUUUGAUUUCGCCAAACACAACACCACAGCUGGCUGAAGCUGCCAAGGUUACGCUACACACUCGAACACAGCAUGGUGGUGGCCAUACAGGAUGGAGUAGAGCAUGGAUGAUCAACCUGUGGGCAAGACUACUGGACGGUGAUGAAGCUUUGUUCCAUAUUAACUCGUUGCUUGGACACUCCACCAUGCCAAACCUUUUGGACAUCCACCCCCCGUUCCAGAUUGAUGGUAAUUUCGGAGGCGCUGCAGGUAUCAUCGAACUAUUUGUUCAGUCUCAUGAGAAUGUUAUACGGCUUUUACCAGCACUGCCCAACGUGUCCAGUCUGGAAGAUGGCCAUAUCAAUGGAGUUUGUGCUCGUGGCGGCUUCGAAAUUUGUUUCUCAUGGACGGGCGGAAAGGUUGACUUGCCAGUAAAAAUCAAGUCUAGAGCUGGUCAUCCUUGCGCUAUCCAGCUAUCGUCAUGUGAAGUAUACCGAGAGGACGGAACAGCAGUGCCACACGUUAUGAAAGAAGACGUCAUUUACUUUGAUACUGCCAUAGACACAACAUAUGUAAUUAGAUAGAUUUAAUAAAGGCAUAGAACUCUUUAUUUUCAUUCAUUCUUAAUCAA
Umbelopsis ramanniana AG is the source of this 2635-nucleotide messenger RNA. RefSeq lists its product as uncharacterized. The record is from RefSeq and is a predicted model, not a curated record. Gene Ontology annotation, molecular function: alpha-L-fucosidase activity. The transcript has 2 exons. NCBI's taxonomy places the organism in Eukaryota, Fungi, Mucoromycota, Umbelopsidomycetes, Umbelopsidales, Umbelopsidaceae. Bases 240 to 2588 code for a protein of 782 amino acids. Gene Ontology annotation, biological process: carbohydrate metabolic process.